This is a messenger RNA of Penicillium daleae, 849 nucleotides long. RefSeq names its product SDR family NAD(P)-dependent oxidoreductase. The record is from RefSeq and is a predicted model, not a curated record. The annotation marks the transcript as partial. Gene Ontology annotation, molecular function: oxidoreductase activity, acting on the CH-OH group of donors, NAD or NADP as acceptor. The transcript is spliced from 2 exons. Lineage: Eukaryota; Fungi; Ascomycota; Eurotiomycetes; Eurotiales; Aspergillaceae.
AUGGAUUCCGGCGUGCCUUCAGAACCGCCCUCACGGUCGCUUAAGGGGAAAGUUGCGAUUGUGACAGGUGCUGGCUGUCUAGGUGAUGGCAUUGGCAAUGGUCGAGCUAUUUCGAUUCUCCUGGCAGACGAUGGCUGCGACGUGUUGUGUGUUGAUCUAAAUCUGGAAUGGGCCAACAAAACCGUGGAGAUGAUCACAGCUAAACCCAAUCGUGGGCGCGCAAUGUCUUUUUACGCGGAUGUAACAUCUGAAUCGGACUGCGAGUCUGCGGUCCAGGCUGCGAUACAACACUUUGGUCGACUUGAUAUUCUCAUCAAUAAUGUGGGUGUUGGAGGUGCUCCGGGGACGGCUGUCCACGUGGACAUGGCACAAUGGGCCAAAAGCAUGGAGAUUAAUGUGGCCAGCAUGGUCCAGAUGAGCAAAUAUGCGAUUCCUAAAAUGGUCCAGAAUGAGGGCGAGAUCAAGGGCAGUAUCGUCAACAUGGGUAGCGUUGCUGGCUUGAAGGGUGGUACACCACAUCUGCUAUAUCCUACAUCGAAGGGCGCGACUGUCAAUCUGACCCGUGCAAUGGCGGCCCAUCAUGCCCCGGAUGGAAUUCGCGUGAACUGUGUCUGUCCAGGUAUGCUUUAUACCCCCAUGAUGUAUGGCAAAGGGAUGAGUGAAGAAGCCAGAGAGGCUCGCCGAAAGCGUAGUCUUUUGGGCACGGAGGGUAAUGGAUGGGAUUGUGCCGGUGCUGUCGUGUUUCUUGCUGGUCCUCAUGCUCGGUGGAUGACAGGAGUCAUUCUGCCUGUAGACGCAGGGACAACAGCAGCAGUAGGAAUUGGAAUGACAAAGAGUGCAAGUGUUAAC